Messenger RNA from Postia placenta MAD-698-R-SB12, 791 nucleotides. RefSeq lists its product as hypothetical. The record is from RefSeq and is a predicted model, not a curated record. The coding region runs from base 111 to 737 and encodes 208 amino acids. The transcript has a single exon. NCBI's taxonomy places the organism in Eukaryota, Fungi, Basidiomycota, Agaricomycetes, Polyporales, Adustoporiaceae.
UCGUCCUCGAAUUGCCCCGAAUCUCCACCCUACCAUAUAUUAAUAAUCGCAGUUACAAGGCGCAUCCACAACCGCACGCUAUUGACCUGCUACCCAUAACAUCCUACAACAUGUUCGGCUAUAACCCGUACGGAGACUACUCCAACCCAUACGCGUAUUCGCGCGCCGCGCCUGUAUACUCACCCGAUCAAGACUACCUGCAGGCCCUCGCUGAUGAGCGCGCGGCGCGCGAGCAGUACUUCGCCGCCCGCCGCGCACAAGAAGAGGUCCGCGAGCGUGCUGCCCGUGCGCGCGCGGCACGUCAGGCCUACACGCCGUACAACUCAUACUACUUUGACGACGACGACGGCACUCACGAGGACAAUGACUCCUACGACGGCGCGUACAGCGCCUCUCCGUAUGGCAGCCACGGAUACGGUAUGUCGCCCGCCGCCCGCCAGCGGAGAGUCAUGGCGGAACAGCAAAGGAGGCGCGAGCAGCUGGAGAGGGAGCAAGAGCGCUUGAGACUGGAGGAGGAACGGAGGAAGCUCGCGCAGGAGAGGCGGGCUAUGGAGGAAGAGCGGAUGCGGCAGCUCCUAGCCGACGCGCGGAGACGGCAAGACGAAGAAGAGCUGUAUCGUCAGCGGGCCCACCAAUAUGAUCCUUUCUUGCGCGGCUUCGGCUGGCUGUCUGGAGACGGGGACGGGGACUUGGUAAGCCACUGUUUUCUGACCACGGAUGUUUGCCAAGUAAACUGAUAUCACGCGUAGAACACUCGCACUGCGCGUACACCGUUGCGUUCACAGACCGUC